Didymodactylos carnosus is the source of this 366-nucleotide messenger RNA. The record is from the annotation of a GenBank genome assembly. Lineage: Eukaryota; Metazoa; Rotifera; Eurotatoria; Philodinida; Philodinidae.
AUGUAUAAUUACUCUUUAACAUCUCAUAUACUUUGUUUACCCACAGAUUUUAUUCCUGUAACGUAUAUGAUGCCGGCUGAUUACAAUCUGUUUGCUGAUGACUUUCGUCGAGAUCCGAAUCAUGCGUGGAUCAUGAAGCCGGCAGCAAGAGCUCAAGGAAAAGGGAUAUUUCUUAUUAAUAAAAUAUCUCAGAUCAAGAAAUGGUCGCGCGAUGGCACUAAACAACUUACAUCUUCUGCACCAAGUCGUGAAACAUAUGUCAUAUCAAGAUAUAUUGAUAAUCCAUUACUGAUUGGUGGAAAAAAAUUUGAUUUACGUUUAUAUGUCUUGGUAACAUCGUUUAAGCCACUGAAAUAUAUCGACUAG